This is a messenger RNA of Thermothielavioides terrestris NRRL 8126, 879 nucleotides long. RefSeq lists its product as uncharacterized. The coding region runs from base 1 to 879 and encodes 292 amino acids. The transcript is spliced from 4 exons. Gene Ontology annotation, cellular component: intracellular anatomical structure. Gene Ontology annotation, molecular function: oxidoreductase activity, acting on NAD(P)H, oxygen as acceptor. The record is from RefSeq and is a predicted model, not a curated record. Lineage: Eukaryota; Fungi; Ascomycota; Sordariomycetes; Sordariales; Chaetomiaceae.
AUGGCGGCUCCCCUGCCAUCCCCUACCGCCACCUGGCACACAGCUACCUACCCGGCCAUCUCCCCGCUCCGUCCGGAGCUCAGCCAGAAGGGGAGAACCGUCGUCAUCACGGGAGCCGGCACCGGCGUCGGCAGACAAGCAGCCCUGGCGUUCGCGCAGGCUGGCGCUGCCCGCCUGGUCCUCCUCGGGCGGACCGCGAGCACCUUGGAAGGAACCGCCUCGCUGAUCGCAGCGGCCCACCCCGCCGGCGGCCCCGCCGUCGAGAUCCACGUCGUGGACAUCACCGACGAGGCGGGUCUGGCGCGCGUCGCUGCCGCCGUGGGCGCCUGGGACGUCCUGCUCCUGAACGCCGUGUACGGCCCGCCAAACUCCACGAUUGCCUCCGCCAGCGUGGACAAGUGGUGGCAAAGCUUCGAGACCAACGUCAAGGGGCCCUUCCUGACCAUCCGGGCCUUCCUGCCGACCGCGAACCGCAGCGGCGACCGGCAGCCCGCCGUGAUCGGCCUGACCACGGGCAUGCUUGCGGUCCCGCUGGCCCUCGGCCCGCUCAUGUCGGGGUACACCGCGGCCAAGAUGGCCCAGCUCCGCGUGAUCGAGUACCUGGCCGCCGAGCAUCCCGACCUCUUCGUGGCCUCCGCCCACCCCGGCAUGUACGACACGCCGCUGCUCGCCAGCAUGCAACAGCCGCUGGACGGCGUGCCGCUGGAUGACAUCUCACUCGCCGGAGACUUCCUUGUCUGGAUGGCGAGCCCCGAGGCUGCCUUUCUCAGAGGCAAGCUGGCUUGGGCCAACUGGGACGUCGACGAGCUGAAGCAGCAGGCUGAGAGCAUCCAGGCGGGUCCGCGCUUCACGACUGGCAUCGUGGGCUGGCCUCAGUAA